GACUCCUCGGCAGCCGUGGGUUUCGGUGCAGACAUGGCCAAGUCCAAGAACCACACCACACACAACCAGUACCAAAAAUGGCAUCGAAAUGGCAUCAAGAAACCUCGAUCACAAAGAUAUGAAUCUCUUAAAAGGGUGAACCCUAAAUUCCUGAGGAACAUGAGCUUUGCCAAGAAGCACAACAGGAAUGGUCUGAAGAAGACGCAGGCCAACAAUGCCAAGGCCAUGAGUGCACGACUGGAGGCCAUCAUGGCCCUCAAAAAGCCCAAGGAGGUUCAGAAGGGUGACCCAAAGGGCAGCAGCCUCAAGAUGAGUGAUCUUGCCUACAUUGCCCACUCUAAGCUUGGCAAACGUGCUCACGCCCAUAUGGCCAAGGGCCUCAGGCUCUCUCGGCCAAAGGCCAACAAGGCCAAGGCUCAGACCAAGACCCAGACCAAGGUCCAGGCCUCAGCUGCAGCUCCAUCUUCAGUUCCCGCUCGGGCUCGGGCUCAGGCUCGGACUCGGGCUCCCAAAGGUGUCCAGGCCCCCACAAAAGCCCCAGAGUGGUUUUCUGGAGGAUAUACAUGUGUCUCAGAAGGCUUCACUGAUUAUAUUUCCAAGGAAUUCCGAGCACCUCAUGAUGCUAGUUUAGUGCAGAUUGGCAUUGCUCCUACCUGUGACGUGGUUGCUUCUCCUACAGUCCUUAUUGCUGAAUUACCAACUUUGCAUUUUAAGUGUACCUGA
This is a messenger RNA of Tupaia belangeri chinensis (Chinese tree shrew), 723 nucleotides long. Its product is annotated as 60S ribosomal protein L29. Gene Ontology annotation, cellular component: cytosolic large ribosomal subunit; ribosome. The record is from RefSeq and is a predicted model, not a curated record. The transcript is spliced from 2 exons. Gene Ontology annotation, molecular function: structural constituent of ribosome. Bases 34 to 723 code for a protein of 229 amino acids. NCBI's taxonomy places the organism in Eukaryota, Metazoa, Chordata, Mammalia, Scandentia, Tupaiidae. Gene Ontology annotation, biological process: cytoplasmic translation.